Messenger RNA from Sphaerodactylus townsendi, 1604 nucleotides. RefSeq names its product gasdermin-A-like. Gene Ontology annotation, biological process: defense response to bacterium; pyroptotic inflammatory response. Lineage: Eukaryota; Metazoa; Chordata; Lepidosauria; Squamata; Sphaerodactylidae. The record is from RefSeq and is a predicted model, not a curated record. The transcript has 9 exons. Bases 237 to 1361 code for a protein of 374 amino acids. Gene Ontology annotation, molecular function: phosphatidylserine binding; phosphatidylinositol-4,5-bisphosphate binding; phosphatidylinositol-4-phosphate binding.
GCAGCAACUCUGGGAAGGGGGGGGGGGGGAGAGAAUACGUCACUCACUGAGUCAUCUGCAUGAAAGGAAAACGAAACAAGAUCUAGUACUCUUCUGGUACAAUAGGAAGAGAGGUUGAGAUUGCUGCCAGUAACUGCAGAAAGAAAAGAGCUUGCGAAGGAAAGGAGGCGUCUUCGGUUAAAGUUUUGAAAGAGACCAUUGCUGGUGGAGGUCACACUACAAAGGUCCCAGACAGGAUGUUCCACGAGGCUACAAAAUCAUUGAUUAAACAAAUGGGUCCAGAAGAAGACUUCAUCCCAGUCCGCUGCCCUGCAGACCACAAACAUUUCAGAGUUCUGUACCUGGUCCAAAGGAACAGCAAGACCCCAUGGUGGCGGAAGAACCAUUACUAUAAAACUGAUUACAAGCUAAGCGAUGUACUCUUGCCAGGGCAGCACACUGCAAAACUAGAUAUCUGCGAUUCAGAUACAUUCACCAUCAUGGACCACGUGGAUGGAAAAUUGGAGGGGGAUGUGGGUGUGGCUACUGACUUGGGAACCUUGAAACUGACAAGCAGUGCCAGCACGUCUCAUGCAAGAACUGUGAAAGUGAAAAAGAGGCACGUCAGUUCUCAAGUUCUCGAUUCUCUAGAUGGAAGCAGUAAAAUCAACUUGAACCAUGCGCUUAUUAAGCAAUCAGAGAAGUUCCAAAAGAAUCUGUAUUUGAUCACUGAGACUAUCGAAGCUACGGAAGCAACUGAGUUUAGGGAAUCCAACAAAACAGAAGGCAACAUCCUCGCUGAACUCCGUGUCAAAAUGAAAUUUACGGGUAUCCAUGACAGCAAGAAAGCAGUAAUCAUCCCAAAGGACUGCACCCUGGCAUUCAGAGUAAAACGGCUACUAAUCAGAGAAGGAUCCUUAGCCAGUGCACUCUUUCCAGAAGACACAAGAGAAACUUUUCGGACUGGCAGGCCAGAGCUGCAAGAAUUAGUGGACAACUUACAAGAUUCCACUGGAGCCAUUUGCCAAGACAUCGCUGAACCUGUCCUGUACUUUCUUCAAGCUCUGGAUGAAUUGCCAAGAUCUGAGAUGUUGCUUCUGGAGGAAUCUGUGGAGAGGAAAAUUGUGCCCAAGCAAACUGCACUGGUACAACACAUUCUAGAAAAUGGUUUCAGCCACAAAAAAGGAAGACUUAUAGAUGCCCAGAAAGUCUCUUCUUUCAUUGAAGAUGAGCUGGAUAUUACUGAAGCUAUGAUCAAGUUAAGUGGAGCAACAGUCCAAAGAAAUGGAGCUAGUCUUGCUGUGACUGGAACCCCUGAUGCUUUUUUGGCCCUCGGUUCAUUGUAUGUUGCUCUGUAUGUGCUGAGUCUUCUCUCCAAAUGACAGCAUGGAAUAUUUCACUUGAACAUGUACCACAAAACACAUUUUAUUAGUAUCCAAAUCCAUGUGAAUGUGCUUUAGAUUUUUGCCCCAAAGUGCUUGACUUUAUGCUUGCAUUGCCAUUUAGUAGCUCAUUCACCCAGACCUUUUACCAUAUUGGUUGCCCUCCUCUAGAUACAUUCCAGCUUGUUAAUAUCCUUCUUGAAUUGUGGUGACCAGAACUGGGAACAAUAUUCCAGGUAAGGU